Messenger RNA from Cladophialophora psammophila CBS 110553, 777 nucleotides. RefSeq lists its product as uncharacterized. Gene Ontology annotation, cellular component: mitochondrial inner membrane. Bases 1 to 777 code for a protein of 258 amino acids. The transcript has a single exon. Gene Ontology annotation, biological process: mitochondrial respiratory chain complex IV assembly. Lineage: Eukaryota; Fungi; Ascomycota; Eurotiomycetes; Chaetothyriales; Herpotrichiellaceae. The record is from RefSeq and is a predicted model, not a curated record.
AUGAAGCUCCUCACCAAGGAACAAGAAGCUGAACAUUACCGCCAGACCCUCAUCGGUGGCACCAUCGGCGGUCUCGCAGGUCUUGCCGUAGGUUUCGUCGGUGUGGCCUUCGCUCAUCGACGUUACCACUUCUUCCGGAACCUCACGCUCCCUCUCAAAGCAUUUCUUGUUACAUCGGCCGGCACCUUCGCCGGCAUCGUCAAUGCAGACCACUACUCCCGUGCCUACGAGGCCUCUCAGAACCCCCAAGAGGUCGCAUACCGCCAGCGCCAAUCCGAACAGGCGACCUUGGAAAAAGCAAACAAGACAUGGACCGAGCGAGCAAUGGACUUUGGUCGAAAAGAACGGUACAAGAUUGUUUUCGGAUCAUGGGUUGGCUCCAUGUUUGCCGCCUUUGCCCUGGUUAACAGAAACAAAUUCCUCACCGGACAGCAAAAGAUUGUACAGGCAAGAGUUUACGCCCAAUUCCUCACCGUUGGUGUCUUGAUCGCAACCGCCGCAUUCGAGAUCGCCGAUCAAAGAAGCGGACAGAACAGGUGGGAGACAGUCAGAUAUAUCGAUCCCACUGAUCCUGAACACAAGCGCAUGUUGGAGAAACAGGUCGAGAGAGACACUUCAAACCAGGGAACCGGCAGUGGAGACGAUGAUCUGUGGAAGGAGAUGGUCGAGCAGGAAGAACAACGAUUGAAGGCCAGGGAGGAGUAUGAGAAAGAGCAUCACAAGAGGCACAAGAACGGCAACGGCAAGAAGAAGCAAGAGCAAGAGCACAAGGAAUAG